AUGCAGCACGAGCAGCAGACUGAGCAGCAGCAGCAAGAAGAGGAAGAGCAGCAGCAGCAGCAGCAGCAGCAGCAGCAGCAGCAGCAAGAGAGACGCAGCAAGCUGGAGGGGGAUGUCUCUCUCCCUGGCAGCCCCCUCUAUGACAGCGGGGGGCUCCUCGGCUACUGGACCCCAUUCAGCAGCAAACGAAGAGCAGCAGCAGCAGCAGCAGCAGCAGCAAGGGCUGCUGCUGCUGAUGGUGAUGCAAGCCCAACAGCUUCUCCCUCAGCAGCAGCAGCAGCAGCAGCAGCAGCAGAAGCAGAAGCAGCAGAAGCAAAGGCUCUUGCUGUGGAGCUGCUAUCUAAGCUGUUCCCAACAAAGUCUGUCUCCUCCGUGCUGCAGCCUCUGGCGCUGCUGCUGCUGUCUCCUCUGCCGGAGACAGUUGUGGUGUAUGGGGUGCAUCCCCUGGGUUGCGGGGGGGCAGACAAGGAGUGUGGGGUGGAGACAGGCGCGGUGUCUCCGUUUGAUAGUGAGGAGGAGACAGAGCUGUCUCCUUUUUAUCUAACAGAAAAAAACUAUACGCAUGCAGCAGCAGCAGCAGCAGCAGCAGCAGCAGCAGCAGCAGCAGCAGCAGGAGCAGCAGCAGCAGAAGAAAACAAAGGAGAAGAAGGAUACAUGAAAAUAGAAAUAGAAAAACCACAACAACACAUGAAAAUAUCCAUACCCAACGCGGAAACCCUCAAAGCACUCCUCACCUUCACCCACGAGUUUCUCUUCAGGGCCGUCAGUGUCUCCAACUUCAGCCCCCCGGCGGGGGGCCCCCAGCAGCAGCCCCUUUCCUUCUGGCAGGCGCUGCUGGGGGCCCCCCUGGGGGGCCCCCCCGGGGGCCCCCUGGGGCCACGGGGGGGGGCCCCUGAAGGGGGCCCCUCUAUGCAUACCCCCACAGACCCAUUGGGGGGCUGGGGGGCUGACACGCAGCAGAUGUCUGCUGCUCUCAAGCAGCAAUAUAAUAUCCCGCAGCAGCUGCUGCAACAGCAGCAGCAGCAGCAGCAACAGGAGAAGCAGCAGCAGCAGCAGCAGCAGCAGCAGCAGGAGAAGCAAUUCCCCAUUGACUGGGAGAGUGCAGCAGCUGAAGGUGUUACAACAGCAGCAACAACCCCACCAAGUGUCUCUGUAUGGGGUACUGAGUACGACUGCAGCUCACCCACACAGGAGCAGCAGGAACAGCAGCAGCAGCAGCAGCAGCAACAGCAGCAGCAGGAUACCGAGGAGCAUAAGCAGCAGCAAGAGAAGCAGCAGCAGCAGCAGCAGCAGCAGCAGGAGCAGGAGCAGCAGCAGGAAAAAGGAGACAGUUGCUGCUCCUCUCUCCCCUUCUUCGUGCUGCUGCCCCUCGCCUGGGAUGGCUGUGGGGUCGACUUGGCUUUCCUCUGCGGCCUCAGGCUCUUCGGCUGCUACGCUAUCAGCAGCAAGUGCUGCAGCACAGCAGCAGAAAAGGAGACAGCUGCUGCUGUCUCCUUUUCUGUCUCUGCCUCUCUGCAUACCCUCUCGUUCCCUCCCCCGCUGCAACUACCCCUGAACUCCAGUCCCCAGCAACAGCAGCAGCAACAGCAACAGCAGCAGCAGCAGCAGCAGCAGCAGCAGCAGCGGCAGCAGCAGCAGCAGCAAAAGAAACUACGUUUGUUUUAUCUCUGUCUCUGUCUGCAGGAGAGCUGA
This is a messenger RNA of Eimeria mitis, 1692 nucleotides long. RefSeq lists its product as uncharacterized. Gene Ontology annotation, cellular component: guanyl-nucleotide exchange factor complex. NCBI's taxonomy places the organism in Eukaryota, Apicomplexa, Conoidasida, Eucoccidiorida, Eimeriidae. The record is from RefSeq and is a predicted model, not a curated record. The coding region runs from base 1 to 1692 and encodes 563 amino acids. The transcript has 5 exons.